UAUUAACUUUUCCCCCCACCCCUUUGGCGCGGGCAACAAGUACAGAGACGCCUCUGUCUCGUAGGGGAAGAGACACACAGAAAGAGAGAGGAAGAGAGAGGGCGAACCAGGAAACGGAGGAGGGAACUUUCUCAUUACCCAAAACAGAAGGCAAGCAGGCAGCAGGGCGACGAUGGCGCAGUUUCAACAGAAGCUCUUCUGGCUGGUGGCGGCUGGCCUGGCUGUGACCCUGCGCACCACCCAGGCAGAGGUCUCCAUCGUCCUUCGCAGCGACCAGGAGGGUCCUGUCCUUGAGGGCGGGAACGUGACUCUGGAGUGCCUGGGCGAUGAAGGAGAGGAGAUGAGCGGAUUCACUUUCCAGAAGUACAGCAAGUGGCUCCACUCCUGGAUCUCCCUCGACAAAGCCAGCGAGAUGCGCUGCUGGUUUUACGACGUCAGCGUCAGCUACGACGACGGCCGCCUCCAGCUGGCCAUCAGUGGACUCAAAUCUUGGCACGCCGGACCCUACCGCUGCGCCGGCUCCAACGUCACCAGCAAUGCCUCUGUCUCCAGUGAGCUGGACCUGCAGAUGGAAUAUCUGCACAGCGUCCUCCUUGCUCGCACAAACACCUGGUGUGGGACAGUAGGAGAUUCUGUCACGAUGCUUGAAGGCAGUGACCUGCACCUUCAGUGCUCUGCAGGCGCUUCGAAGCCCCCGCUCUACGAAUGGACCCGAGAGGGAGACGACUGGGUUCUGGUCUCCAGCGACUUGAUGCUUUCCAAGGUGAACCGGGAGCAAGCCGGGACCUACACUUGCAGGGCGCGACACCCCACCUUGCCCCAGUUGACCAAGAGCAAGUCGAUCCAUCUGUAUGUGGAGGGGAGCGAGCGCGGAUUCACCCUCGAGUCCGUGCUGUCCCUUAGCACCCCAAUGCUGGCCCUGGCUGUGGCAUUGCCUGCAGUGCUGCUACUGCUGGUGAUCCUGGUCUUCGCCUUCCUGAUCCCCCGGCAUCGGGCAGCUGCCAAGAAGAAAGCCGGCCUGGAAGACUCCGGCCAGCGUACCCCAAUCUACAAAGGCAGCCUGGAGUCUGUGCCUUCCUCCGUUGGAGAUACGCAUCCCCUGGUGAUGUAAUAAAGAGGCACAGGGUGAAAUGGAUCUCCCUCCUUUCUUUUGUCACUUUCAAGAUCCAGCUUCUUCGGAAACUAUGGGAUGGUGGGGAUGCUAACAAUGUACAGCGGUUGUUUUUGUGUA
This is a messenger RNA of Lacerta agilis (Sand lizard), 1231 nucleotides long. Its product is annotated as basal cell adhesion molecule-like. The transcript has 9 exons. Gene Ontology annotation, cellular component: plasma membrane. Lineage: Eukaryota; Metazoa; Chordata; Lepidosauria; Squamata; Lacertidae. The coding region runs from base 173 to 1111 and encodes 312 amino acids. The record is from RefSeq and is a predicted model, not a curated record.